AUGGAAAAUUAUAAGAAACGGAAGAUUGAAGUGAAAUGGGAUAAAGUUCAUGAAUUUCCAGCCCUUCAAUUUAAAAUCGAAGUAGAGCAAAGUCUUUAUUGUGUUUGUUUGCCCAUGAAACAUAAUGUUGAUAAGAAUGAAAAAUUGUGUCAUUAUCGUCGUUGCCUGAAGAAACUUCGAAAACUGAUGCGUGAUUGGUGGCAAAUGUGA
Molecule: messenger RNA, 210 nt
Organism: Clunio marinus
Lineage: Eukaryota; Metazoa; Arthropoda; Insecta; Diptera; Chironomidae
Source: the annotation of a GenBank genome assembly